Molecule: messenger RNA, 1279 nt
Organism: Aphidius gifuensis
Lineage: Eukaryota; Metazoa; Arthropoda; Insecta; Hymenoptera; Braconidae
Gene: mRpL49
Product: probable 39S ribosomal protein L49, mitochondrial
Exons: 3
Coding region: 713-1279 (188 amino acids)
Biological process (GO): translation
Cellular component (GO): mitochondrial large ribosomal subunit; ribosome
Molecular function (GO): structural constituent of ribosome
Source: RefSeq, a predicted model, not a curated record
UUAAACACACACACGUAUUGUCAAUAUAUAUAUUUAUAAAUAAAUAAAAAUUAUUCAAUUGCAAAAUGGCAAAAGACAAAAAUUAUAUUGUCAAGGGCCCAAAGAGAGAAAUGAACACACGGAACUCAACACCAGUGUGAACGCAACGCGGCACUUUUCCCAUGUAACGAGAGAGAAUCAUAGAGAGAGAGACAGAAAAAAAAAGAGAGAAAAUGAAAACUUUAUUCACGAUUUAUAUGAGGAGAGGAAAAAAAAUUAAAAAAAAUGAAUGAAUUUCCAGGAAUUAAUAAGGGAUGAAAUUUGUUGGUAUUUAAUUGGAAGGGAGACGUAAUGAUUGAGGGGGAGUAUUGGGGGUUGUUUAGGAAUAAAAAAGAAGGGGGUAGGCGAAUGAAUGAAUAUUGGGGGAGGGUGAAUAUUAUUAUUAUUAUUAUUAUGUACUUGUUGAUGAUGAUGAUGAUGAUGAAAAUAUAAUUGUUGAGGUAUUUAAAUGUUCACGUCACAAUGAUGAUGAUGAUGAUGAUGAUUAUAUAUUUUAUAAUUUAGGAUAUAUAAAAAAAAUAAUAUUCAACAACUGUUUAGAGAGAUAUACUUAAUGUGCUUAAUGUAAUUGUGACGCGCCCGUUUGUAUAACCAAUGGCGGAUAUUGUCACGACCCUUAUAUGCCGUAUUAUUGCUUAGCUACAUUUUACACACUUUUACUACAUUAAUCAAAAUGGCUGCCCUACGAAAUAUUGGACGUUUUGUGCUUUCAACUAAAAAUUAUAAUUCUUGUAAAUUUAUUGAUAAUGACAUUAGCCAAUUUGGUAUUAAUCAAGUUGUUAAAAGAUGGGCACGUUUUGAGAAUUCACCAAUGGUCCAGGAAAAUAUUGAUUACACAGAUUUUGAAGUUAUAAAAGAUCCAAAAAGUUGGUCAUACGUUGAGAGAUGUAUGAAAUCAAAAUAUAUACCAGAACCACCUAAAAAUGCAUUUGAUGGUUUACCAUCUGGCUGGAGAGCACAAAAUCCUGAGUCGAGAAACAAUGCUUAUUUUAUUGAACGAUCAAAGAAUCAUCAACUUGCUGUUUAUUUAAAAAGACGUGAUCGUGGAUUGAGAAGACUAACAACAGUUCGUAAAAUUCAAGGUGAUAUUGUUGCACUUGAGGCAGAAUUACGUGAACAUCUUGAAAAAAUAACUGGUGAUAAAAUUGGAUCUCAAAUUCUUGAACCACAUGGAGUAAUACAUUUUCGUGGUGAUUAUGUUACAAAAGUACGUCAAUGGCUAGAGUCCAAAGGAUUUUAA